Molecule: messenger RNA, 339 nt
Organism: Cryphonectria parasitica EP155
Lineage: Eukaryota; Fungi; Ascomycota; Sordariomycetes; Diaporthales; Cryphonectriaceae
Exons: 1
Biological process (GO): ribosomal large subunit export from nucleus
Cellular component (GO): nucleolus; preribosome, large subunit precursor
Source: RefSeq, a predicted model, not a curated record
CCCUCCCUCCACUCUCGCGCCGCCCGCCGCGCUACUUCCCCCUCCAUCAACACGGACAAGUCCCUCAAGGACGUCCAGCCACCCUCUGAGUCCCUUAACCAGCGCCCCUCCGUGCUGGGCCUCUACCAGAACGCCGGCGUGAACAAGAAGGCCAAGCGCGGGCGCAAGGCCGUCCUGAGCUCUCGCGCGAGAAGGCGUCACGAGCGCGGCCUCGAGCGCGCUGAGGAGAUCCUGGACAGGACAGCGGUCAAGGUCUCCAGGAGUAAGGAUUCGGCACGAAACAUUGACGGGCGCAAGAAGACGUGGGACGAAAUUAACGCUUCGGCGAAGGAGAAGGAG